GGUAAUGUUUUGGAGAUUUUUGUGGCUGUUUUGUGCAGAGUUUUGUCAUUCUUGCUAGUUGUAUAUCUUUGGGCGUGAUAGUGUGGCUCUUUAUAUGGUUGGCGGCUGUCAUUGGCUUGGAGUUAAGAAUUUUUAUGUCUAUAAUCUUUUCAGUUGUGUUAUCUAUAAAAUACUUUUCUGAAUCCUCUUCCGAAUUCUCUUCUAAAUCCUCUUCCAAAUUCUCUAAUAGUUCAAGCCUAACCUCCGGCUCUUUAUCCAUGUCAGCAUUAAACUCCUGAUCUGCCUCAUUGGCCUCUUGAUGUAACAGAGGUUUCUUAAUCAAAGAGUCUUCAAGCUUCUGAGGCUCCUUCGGUUUUGGAGCUCCUAGAGCUCCUGUGUCUCCUUCUGGUUUGAAAUUUCCUCUAUUUCAUCAGAAUCUUCUGUGCAGGAUCUGGAUAGGUUUGACUCCUCAAACUCUUUCCUGAAUCUAAAUUCUGGCAUUCCAGGCUCAGUUUUCUUUUCCUAUUGAUUUUGAAUCUUAUUUCUCAAAAUCUUAGCAUAACUCCACUGAGUAGAUGUUCUCUUCACUCUCACAAUUGAGUGUUUUAAUA
Molecule: messenger RNA, 590 nt
Organism: Moneuplotes crassus
Lineage: Eukaryota; Ciliophora; Spirotrichea; Euplotida; Euplotidae
Source: the annotation of a GenBank genome assembly